AUGAGUGUGAUGGAACGAAAGGUCGAUGUUGCUUGUUGUGGAGGAACUGUCAAGGUAAAAUACGCUUUUUUAAUUAUCCUCUAGCUAUAAAACAUUAACUAAAUAUUUUUCGAAAAUAUCGUUCAUUCAGGACGUUGUCACCAGAAUUGGAGUCAUCGGAAUUGUCUUUAGCCUGAUCUCAAUGCUCGCAUUGCUCACAGGAGAUCCCUCUUCUGGCGGGAAUGUGUUCUAUUUCAUAUUCUGCAUCCUGCUCAUAUACGGUGCAAAUUCAAACAAGCCUGGGUACUUUUGGCCAUUCUUGAUUUAUAAUGUAAGUUUUAAAACCAUGAAUGAGUCUGAUAAAUUUUGUAACUAAACCCUCCUUUCAGGCAAUCCUAAUUGUCCUCAACAUCCUCGCUACCAUCAUGUUAUUAGCGUUACUGAUCGCGGUUGCCAAUCAUAAUCAUCGAGACUCUGCAGGAACUGCGGCAUUUGUAUUUUUUGUUACAAUAGUUAUGACCCUGGUGGCUUGUCUCAACAUCUUCUUCGAGCACGUUGUCUAUAGAUGCUAUAGGACGGCUACUAGUAACGACAAUGAGUUCAACUCUGUUUAA
Bursaphelenchus xylophilus (pine wood nematode) is the source of this 593-nucleotide messenger RNA. Lineage: Eukaryota; Metazoa; Nematoda; Chromadorea; Rhabditida; Aphelenchoididae. The record is from the annotation of a GenBank genome assembly.